CAUGAAAGUUCACGCCUGCAGUGCAUGUGUGAGAAGAGCUUCAUUCUGUGAGGUGAAAUUCAAGAACAACAGUUUUUCCUUCAUAAACUAUUAUAAAUAAAUACUUACUAGUGUUAAGGGCACACACCAGCGUUCGUCUCAACUAAACAAAUAAAUCAAAACAUAUGUGGUUCUUCUUCUUAGUCCAGUGUUUUUGGAGCCAUUUUUCUUCACUGGUUUUAUUUUGGAUAAAGUAUUUUGAUUUUGCCCCUUGACGGUGCUUCAAGUAAAGAAAGAGAAAUGUCAGCAAAGUUUUAGGAUUAACAGACCGAACAAAAGCCUCCUUCCCUCGCUGCUCACAGACACUUUCUUUGAUCACGUUUGUGUGUUUCUCUCAGACUCAGAGUCGUCUCAGAGCUGUGCAGUGGUUUUGGAAAACGUCACAGACAACAUGUCCACAGAUCUGCUCUCCAUGCUGGUGGAGAACAUCUCUGGGUUGGAUGAGAACAGCUACAGCAUGGAGAGGAUCCUGGAAUCCAACAAAGCUGUGGUCACCUUCAGCAGCCCUGCAGAUGUGGAGAGAUUCCUGUCUGUAAGUCAGACCAGCACAAAGAUGAAGAAGCAUGGACUGACCGCUCGGCCCCGAAAGGUAGCAACAAACAUCCGAGUGGAGAGUCUUCCUCCGCCUGUGGCCAAAGGUACACACAGAAAGCAGUACAUGCUGCACUUAUUCUCUUUUGGCUCUUGACGAAGGCGGUCGCACUUUCUCCCC
Molecule: messenger RNA, 751 nt
Organism: Maylandia zebra (zebra mbuna)
Lineage: Eukaryota; Metazoa; Chordata; Actinopteri; Cichliformes; Cichlidae
Source: RefSeq, a predicted model, not a curated record